Messenger RNA from Saccoglossus kowalevskii, 2094 nucleotides. Its product is annotated as nucleoporin NUP188-like. Gene Ontology annotation, molecular function: structural constituent of nuclear pore. The record is from RefSeq and is a predicted model, not a curated record. Gene Ontology annotation, biological process: RNA export from nucleus; protein import into nucleus. Lineage: Eukaryota; Metazoa; Hemichordata; Enteropneusta; Harrimaniidae. Gene Ontology annotation, cellular component: nuclear pore inner ring.
CAUGUAUUAUCUGUUGCAUGUAAAGUGGUGAAGAAAAAACACAUAUCUGAACAAUUCUGGGAGUUGGGUCAAGACACAGGAGUAUAUAUAUUAUUGCAAUCAUUGUGCAGCAGAUUUCCACUGGAGUUUAGUCCUUUCAUAAGACUGUGUAUAUCACUGAGUGAGUGUGGUGCGGAGAAGAUAUUCCAUUAUUUAGACGGUUUAUCGUCAUACAUCGAGUUAUUGGAUAACAACAGGGCUGAUAGUAUUGAUACUAUAUCUGAUGGACAAUGGCAAUUACAGAGAGAUAAAUUCAUCUACAGACCAGACAGCAAUACAUCUGGUUUAGUAAUACCUAAAGGAACACUUGGCACACUGUAUGAUGAGAAUCCAGGUUUACCUUAUAUUGUGUGGGAUUGGGAAUACAGUGCUUGGCAGUUGAUACUUUGUAAAAUUGAUGAUCUUUUGAGAAUUGCAAGACACAAUAUAGAAUUAUCGCCAUUGAGUCUGGUGAAUGAUGUGAAAUACGCAAUUGAUCUUGUUGGUCACAUGGUACAGUCUGACUUCUCAUUAGCAACCAGGCUGCAACCAAUCAUAACCAGAAUAUACCCACUAGUACAAAGAUUCAAUACUGGUAAUGGUGUUACUCUAGAUAUGAUAUCAUCUUGUGUAAAAUGUCUGGUAACCUUAGCACAGCAUGAACCCCAUAAGGUAUGGAAAGAUCUUCAACAAACUGGUUUUCUACCAUAUACAGGACGUGUCUAUUCGGAUGUUGCCAUGGCAGCAAGCGGAGCGGGUAUAUUUCCUGGUAACUAUGGUAACUUGUUGGGUAACCAGGAGAGACAAGUUGGUCAAUAUCCUGUGACAAAAGAGUUUCUCUGCCUUCUAUCAACUCUCAUUAAGGGUUUGUUCAGCAAGCAGAGUGUAGAAAUAUCUCAAGAUGUCUUGGCAUGUGUUAUAUUUGUACAAUGGGAAAUCUUUGCUUCAUUUCAUAAGUGGAGGUACAUGGACAUCACUGAAAGAGAAGAAAUAGGAAAAAGAAGUCUUGAGAUCUUUCACAAUGUCUUACAUGUCUCCCCUGUAGUAUUUGGUGACUCUGAAGUUAUUGGUAAAAGAUCAAGUGUUGCUGUACGAGACGCUGUAGUUCAUGGUUUACUACAUACCAAUGCAGGGGAAACGUUGUUGCAUAUAUUAGCCACUGGAGUUGAUGCUAUUGAGUUAAGAUUGAUAGAAUAUGGCAGCUUUCUCAACAAUCCAGCACAGGAUUUGACUCAGCUUAUUAAGUUAGCAUUCUCGGUUGUAAAUAGACUAUUAAUAUUAAAACCCAAUCAAGAUAUUAUGUCACCUUUGGAACAGGAAUUAACAGAGCAACAUAGAACUGUAUUGCAAGACACUCCAUUAAUUGCUACAAUUGCUAGCUAUAUCUACCAUAGACAUGACCCAAGAUUACCAACAUUAUCAACUUUGUUGCUUAAAAGAUUAGCUAUGGUUGCUCCAAUGUCAAUUUAUGGUUCACUUGGUAUUCAAGUAGAAGCACUUAAAGAUGCUUAUCAAUCAAGAUUAGAAGCAUUAACUGAGGAUACAAGAUUAAAAGUGGUAAUAUUGGAGUUCUUGACAGUUGCUGUAGAAACACAGCCUGGUUUGAUUGAAUUGUUUUUAGACCUAGAAGUCAAAGAUUUAAGUAGACUGAAUGCUACUGAAGUGAAAUCAACGACAGAAAAGGAAAUCAACCUUGGUAAAUGGAGUAUAUUACAAAUAGUUUUGGAUAUGAUAGAGUCUAAUAAACAGGGUACGACGCAUUGUCCACCAGAGUUACAUGCUGCUUGCUUAUCAUUUCUUUACUCAUUAUGGCAAGAUAGGAGAGAUACUGCUAUGUCUGUUCUCAGAAAAAGACCACAGUUUUGGGAGAAUGUUACGACUCCACUAUUUAAAGAUCUAACAUUGUCAACAGAUAUUGGCACUAAGGGUAUUAGUGCUGAAGUAAAAACAGUGGCAUAUGCAAUGAAGAUAAUAUCCUCAGAGAGUUAUUAUAUAGCAAGUGGAUCAUUGGAUAAAGAUUUCAAGGCACAAUUACAAAAACUUCAACAAGAUAACAGAUAUGUUUACUGGUCACAG